Messenger RNA from Tribolium madens (black flour beetle), 482 nucleotides. RefSeq names its product small nuclear ribonucleoprotein F (gene SmF). Gene Ontology annotation, cellular component: U1 snRNP; catalytic step 2 spliceosome. The transcript is spliced from 2 exons. The record is from RefSeq and is a predicted model, not a curated record. Gene Ontology annotation, biological process: spliceosomal snRNP assembly; mRNA splicing, via spliceosome. The coding region runs from base 113 to 379 and encodes 88 amino acids. Lineage: Eukaryota; Metazoa; Arthropoda; Insecta; Coleoptera; Tenebrionidae. Gene Ontology annotation, molecular function: RNA binding.
AUUGACAACACAACCAAACCUCUCAAACUACUUCUAACCUCACUUUUGCCGGUCAAGCGUUGUUAGAGCGUUUUUAGUUUAUUUCCGAUUUUUGCAUACAAAAACAAUAACCAUGUCGACAGCAAUGCCCAUAAACCCCAAACCUUUUCUUAACGGUCUUACUGGCAAGGCUGUGAUGGUAAAAUUGAAGUGGGGACAUGAGUAUAAAGGUUACCUUGUCUCAGUUGAUGGUUACAUGAAUUUACAAUUAGCAAAUACCGAGGAAUUUAUUGAUGGUAAUAUGACUGGUAACUUAGGUGAAGUUUUAAUUAGAUGUAACAAUGUCUUAUUCAUAAGAGGGGCUGAAGAAGAAGAUGAGGAAGGAGAAACGAAGGAUUAGUUUAUGUAAAUUUAAGUUUUUUAUGUACGAAAUUGAAUACUUAUGGUUAUGGACAUAAGUAUUUUAGAUGUAAUUUUUUACCCAAUAAAUCCUGUAAAGUAUU